AUGCCUUCGGUAGACGUCGUCAUGGCGCGCAGCCUCGGCCGAGGCGCCCUGCAGCAAUUCCAGGCCGCCUUUGCCCGGAGCACCGCGCCCGACAUGGCCAGAAGAGAUGUCCUCGUCGAUGCUGCCGACCGGGUCUAUGAUGUUAAGACGGCCUUUUCCAGCUGGGACAGUUGCAUGCGCGCUGCCUUUUGCAAAUGGCCCGUCAUUGCCGUCAUCAUCGUCGGCGGCCUCCUCCUCAUCAGCAUUGCCUGGUGCAUCAUUCGCCGCCUCUGUUGCGGCCUCGCCUGCUGUUGCAGCUGCUUCCAGUGCCUCAGGUGCUGCGGAAACUGCUGCGGCUGCUGCGACGCUCCCGGGCGAAAGAAGCACAAAUACCUCGACGAACCUUACAUCCCCCCCGACCACGGCUACCAGGCACAGGCUCCCAUGCACGCCCCCCCGGGGGCCCAGAAUCCACCCCAGUACGCUGAGUUCGACGUGCCCCGCAAGGGCGGCGAGGACUCGCUCCCCGAGAUGCCCAGCUGGGAGUCGGGGUCUUCCAAAAAGGUCAGGCUCGACGACGAAGUCGAGAUGGACCAGUUGAACAAGUCAUCCACGGGAACGACCGCCCCGGCCAGUCACAUGGGCGCAGGCUCAAUCAGCCCGCAUGGGCCCCCCGGCGCCAGCCCGACUGGCUACAUGUCCCAUCACGCCCAGCAGACCCGAAAUGGGUACGGACAACUGUCUCCUGGCCUACGUCGGCAGAACACGGGUCUAUCUUCCCCCAUGGAUCAGCGUGGAUAUCAUGACUACGCCUCCAGUCCCGACCCCAACGGCUACGGCUACGAGCAACCCUACCCUGGUUAUGCUACCCCCGGCGCUGCUGCCCACGGACAACAACAAGGAUUCGCAGCAGAGCCCGCCUACCCGGGUUACCACGACCAGCAGCAGUCUUUUGGGGGACCGCCCGCCGGAUAUGGCAUGAGGCGGCAGGGAACGGGCGACAGUGUCGGCAGGAUGGGCGCUCGCACCCCGUACGGCACGGAUCCCCGCUCCAGGGCAUCACCCGGCCCGAGACAGACACAGACACCGAGACCUCGAGGAGACUACCAAACCAUCCAGUCACCGAGAGCCACGCCGGCCCCUCGUGAACCGGGCUACGGGCAACCGAGCUACGGGCCUGCAGACUUUGAGUAUCCCGGGGCACACCACUCUCCGCCCUCAGGCUGGCCCGCGCAGAACCACGUGCCAGAGUCGGCUCCGCAGUCGCCCAUCACCAACAAUGCCGGCUUCGACUUUACGUCUGGCUAUGCCCGUCCUCAGCCUCAGGGCUACGACGACCGUCGCCCCAGCGAAAGCGCCAAGUCGUCGGCGCAGGAGUUGUAUCCGGGGUAUAAGCCCUAUCAGCCCGCUUAA
Molecule: messenger RNA, 1392 nt
Organism: Hirsutella rhossiliensis
Lineage: Eukaryota; Fungi; Ascomycota; Sordariomycetes; Hypocreales; Ophiocordycipitaceae
Exons: 2
Coding region: 1-1392 (463 amino acids)
Cellular component (GO): cellular bud neck; plasma membrane
Source: RefSeq, a predicted model, not a curated record